This is a messenger RNA of Vicia faba (fava bean), 522 nucleotides long. Lineage: Eukaryota; Viridiplantae; Streptophyta; Magnoliopsida; Fabales; Fabaceae. The record is from the annotation of a GenBank genome assembly.
AUGAUCAAGACAAGGUUGGAGUUCACUAGCACGAUUCAAGGAGUUUCAAGACAAAGUAGGACUUGGAAAAGCAUCCUUACACUUCAAGGAAGCUAUACAAAUCAUCAUUUUACUCUGAAACAUCCUCCAUUGCAAAGCACGAUUCCAACUGAACAGUUGUCCGCAUGCUACCUAGUUCCCUUUCAAUUUGUUUCAUCUAUAUGUACAUGGGAGUGCAAUGUGGCAGCAACUUUGCCUCCUCAAAUAGAAGUACCACGGCCUGAAUCUAUGAUUCUCGAGGCAGUUGCCAGCAAUAAGAAAGUGAAACUUGCUGAUCUCGGCCUAAAGGACAAGGCAGUUGCUUCAAGGAGUAGUAUUGAUAAGAUCUUUUUAUGGUCAAGUGAGAAAUUCUCUCAAAGGGAAAUGCAAUCAAGCUCAACAACUACUAUUGCCGGAUCCAAGUUUAACUCCAAUAAUAGGCAUCUGAAGGGUGUGAUUUCUAAGCAGCACACAAUUGAGAAGCCUCACAAAAUCUAUACCUGA